AUGCGCUACGAUUUCAUGGUGACAUUUCAUGAUGACAGUGACGGCUAUUGAGCUGUCCUUCACUGUGUGACGCACUGUCACUCUCACUCACUCAGUCUCAAUGUCAUGCACUAACUACGCGGGAGAGCGUCGUUUUCAUACGAUCACUGCACGCUUCACUUGCUUGCUCACCACGCUAUGCGCUUGACAGUGGUACUAGCGGCGCUGGUGCUUUCGCACCACCCACCAGAGGGAGCCACCGAUCGGCAGUGUGAAGCGAACGCGCGCAAAAUUGUGCACCGGUUUUAUCCACUGCGUCACUGCCAGCGAUCGAAUCGUACCGUGAUCGGGCUUGUUAAUGUACAAUCCGUUCGCGAGUGUGCUGACUACGCACGGGAUAAGCAGGGGCUGGCGUUUAACUUUGCGCCGAUCAAGCGCAACAACACCAACUGGUACGAUGUGGUUAGACAGCGGGAGCAAAAUCAAUCGACCGUGUCGUCAUGGAAACCGGUGCCGCCGCGCGUUGCUUCGUUUGGGUUUGAAGAUUUCUACAACUGCCACGUGCUCGACUGUCCCGAGUAUCGGAACCUGUCGACGAUUGUCAACGACACGCGGUUCGAUUACUACACGCUUUAUGCGCGACUGUUGCCUGCUGGCAAUGCCACCUGUAUACCAUCGAUCGGGAUGUUCCUGUUCGAGGACACGAAGCUAAACUACUCGAAUGCGUACAACGCCUGUGUCAGUGCUGGCGGUAGUCUUGCGCAUAUUGCCAGCGAUGCCAGGACGUUUCAGCUGUCUAAGUACAUCGCAAGCCUUCCGGAGACGAAUUUUACGACGAACAACGCCACUGACACCACCUCUGCAGUUGAGCCACUGUACUAUGUGGGGCUAAACGAGACGAUGAAAAAUCGAUUCUUCACAUCUGCCGACGAACGGUUAGAUUGUUUCCGAUUUCGUGCGUGGGCUCCUGGCCAUCCAGCAAGGAAUCGCACUUCUCCCAGCUGUGCCGCACUCACCGACGAAGGUUCCUGGAAGGUUUCCAACUGCAAUCGAACCUUACCGUACAUCUGUGAGCUGCACACAUCGGGACCCGCUCUCUACGCACCGAGACUGAAACGAAAAUGCUUCGUCAAGCGUCCCAACAACCGAAUCGCUCCUUCGCGUCACGUUACAACGUGACAGCACAAAUGAAAGAAACAUUGCUUAAAUAAGACAUAAAUUUAUUAACUCAUUCUUUUCGGCUCUCGGUGCAGCGAACCGACUAAUCGAGAACGCCUUCUAGAACGCUUUUCUUUGGCUUUAGAGCUCUGUAUGCAAAACGACGGUCAAAACACGACAAAACACUGAUUGAUUGAGCAGUGGGUACGCUACGCUAAAUAAAUUCAA
Molecule: messenger RNA, 1365 nt
Organism: Anopheles merus
Lineage: Eukaryota; Metazoa; Arthropoda; Insecta; Diptera; Culicidae
Exons: 3
Coding region: 178-1158 (326 amino acids)
Molecular function (GO): signaling receptor activity
Source: RefSeq, a predicted model, not a curated record